Messenger RNA from Adineta steineri, 810 nucleotides. The record is from the annotation of a GenBank genome assembly. NCBI's taxonomy places the organism in Eukaryota, Metazoa, Rotifera, Eurotatoria, Adinetida, Adinetidae.
AUGUCAUCUGUUGUUCAGAAAGAAGUAGAAAUUUAUGUUAUCUUUUGUAAAUUAACUAGUGUUAAUACAAUUCAAGGUAAAUUUGAAGGUGAAAUUGAUAUUGUAUCAUCAUGGUUAGAUACUAUACAUGGUAAUUAUGAUCAUGAACGUCAUUGGAAUCCUCGACUUGUCUAUGAAAAUAUAAUGGAUAAAGAUAGUAAAAUUCGAACACGUAUUGAAGUUAAACCUCAUAAUGAUAAUGAACAUCAUUUUGUACGUAUUGUUCAAUAUCAAAAAAUAACUGGAACAUUUUCUGAAUGGCUUCAUGUUAAACAAUUUCCAUUUGAUGUUCAAAAACUUGGUAUUAUCAUUACAAGUCUACAUCCAAUAUCACGUAUAACAUUAAUUGGUAAACAAGAAUAUUGUUAUUUAGCACAAAAAGCUAUACGUGAAAAUGAUAGUUGGGAUUUUAAUCAAACUGUUUCAAUCGAUUAUAGUACAUAUCAAGAACAUACACCAUAUUUACGUUCACAACAAUAUCCAUUAAUAAAAUUAAAUGCAUUAAUUGCACGUAAAAGUCAAUUUUAUAUAACAAAUUUAAUUUUACCAUUAUUUUUUGUCACAUCAACAAUAUUUGUUUCAUUUACACAUGAUGUUGAUGCUGUUAGUACACGUUUAUCAGCAUGUGCAACAACAUUAUUAACAUCAAUUAAUUUUCGUUUUAUUAUACAUAAUUAUUUACCCAAUGUACCUUAUUCAACUUAUCUUGAUAUGUAUUCAAUGGGAUCAAUUGUAUUUAUAACAUUAGUUUUUUUGUUGGCAUGCAUAUAG